CACCUCUUUCCAUUCACAUUCUUCAACGCAUCUCCAUUUCCCCUCUCUCACUCUAAGACACGCACAUGUACACGCACUCUCUCUCUAACAUAUACUAAUAUAUAUCCACCGCCGGUUUUGUUUCAUCCACCGCCGGUUUUGUUUCAUCUCCAUUUCCCCCCUCUCUCUAAAACACGCACAUACUUUCUCUCUCUAUAUAGGCAUAUAAUUCCCCGCUUGUUUUGUUUCAUUUCCGGUGUGUGUAUGUAUUGAUUUAUCAGAUCUGCGAGUGAUUUGAAACUUCAGAGUCAACUCGUUCUCUCUUUUAAGGACUCGACUGAUUUUGAUUCCUUAGCUCAAGAUCUACUAGGGCUGGUGUGUAGAUGUCAUCAACGGGGUCGUACUGGUGUUAUAGGUGCACUCGCUUCGUUAGGGCUGGGGGUGAAGAAGGCAGUGUUGUUUGUCCGUACUGUGACGGUGGAUUUAUCGAGGCCGUCGGCACCAGCUCACCGGCCGUCCAAUCGGGCUCUCGCCGUCGAUUCCCUACAGCCGGGAUGUACAUGUUGGGGAGCCACCGUUCAGAAUCUCCAGAUUCAGAUCAGAGCAGGAAUCUAGGGUUCCACCGCAGCCGGCGUAGCAGCGGCGACCGGUCUCCGUUUAAUCCGGUCAUCGUAUUGCGCGGUCCGGCUGAAGGCGCCGGGGAUGACGGUGGUGCUGGGGGUGGUGGAGGCGGAGAGAGGAGGAGUUUUGAAUUGUACUACGACGAUGGAGCCGGGUCGGGCCUUCGACCGCUUCCGGCGACCAUGUCGGAGCUCCUGAUGGGUUCCGGCUUCGAUAGAUUGCUCGACCAGCUAGCGCAGAUCGAAGUCAACGGUUUGGGCCGUUCUGAGCAUCCGCCGGCGUCGAAAUCCGCCGUGGAAUCGAUGCCGACGAUUGAGAUAGUGGCGACGCACAUCCACACUGAAUCGCACUGUGCCGUGUGUAAAGAAGCCUUCGUUCUCGGCUCAGAAGCCCGCGAAAUGCCCUGUAAGCACAUCUACCAUUCGGAUUGCAUCCUCCCAUGGCUCUCUCUCCGCAAUUCAUGCCCCGUUUGUCGCCACGAAUUACCCACCGACACCGGCAUGAACCCGUCGGAUUCCGGCAAUCAAACCCAAUCCGAGGCCCCAACCGACGAAGAGACAGUUGGGUUGACCAUAUGGAGACUACCCGGUGGUGGGUUCGCGGUGGGGAGGUUUGCUUGGGGAAGAAGAGCAGGUGAAAGAGAACUUCCUGUCGUUUUCACAGAAAUGGAUGGUGGGUUCAAUCACAGUGGUGCUCCGAGGAGGAUCACUUGGACAUCAAGAAGAGGCAGAGCAGGUCGAAGUGGAUUAGGCCGAGUUUUUCGUGGCCUGUUCUCGUUUUUAGGGAGGUUUAGAUCUUCUUCCUCUUCACGAUUGUCAUCUUCGUCACAUCAUUCUAGUAGUAGUUCAGAAUCUGAGUCUACCAUCACCAGAAGUCAGAGUCAUUCUGGUUCUGUUUUCAGUAGGCUGGUGAGGAGGCGUAGCAGAGCUUGGGUUUUGGAAGACCAGAAUGAAAUGUCAAGGUGGUGAUGUUGAUCGGUCUGAAUCCUCUGCUGUAUCGGGUUCUGUACUGUAAUUUUGCAACCCAAUUAAAUCUAUUUUUAACACAUUAAAUCGGGUUGCUACGGACUGAUAUAGCAGUGAAUCAUUGGGUUGUUUGUUGAUGAUUGAUGAUAUGGUCUCCAAUUCAGAAAAAAAGGGAACUUUUGAAUUGUAAAUAGCAUGCAAUGUGCAAUCAUCAAAUAUUACUAGGUCUCAUAUUCAUAUAGUUAGAGACAGAAUGUUUUAUUUUAUUCAUGAAAUGGAGUAAUGUUGGUAUAUAUGACUCAAAUCAGGUUUUUUCCUUUUUAUAGAA
Molecule: messenger RNA, 1893 nt
Organism: Cornus florida
Lineage: Eukaryota; Viridiplantae; Streptophyta; Magnoliopsida; Cornales; Cornaceae
Product: E3 ubiquitin-protein ligase RDUF2
Exons: 1
Coding region: 363-1568 (401 amino acids)
Biological process (GO): protein ubiquitination
Cellular component (GO): cytoplasm
Molecular function (GO): ubiquitin protein ligase activity
Source: RefSeq, a predicted model, not a curated record